AUGGGAGAGUUUGAGAAGAAAACGUCAAGGGGUGUGCUUUUGAUGCGUAAACUGAGUCAUUUGAUUCUCUCUCAAGGAAAGGAUGCUGUUGUUCAGGAAUCGAGUAUAGAAUCGUCUGCUACUCUUAUCACAGUGGCUCGAAAUCGCCUUGUCGAAGAUGGUUAUCGGCAACUGUCUAUGUUAUCUACGAGAGCUCUCAAAUCCACUAUCCGAGUGAAAUUUAUCAACCAACAGGGUCUUGAUGAAGCCGGUAUUGAUCAAGAUGGAGUAUUCAAGGAGUUUCUCGAACUAACUAUCAAACAAGUGUUUGAUCCUGCCUUGAAUCUAUUCCGUAGUACCGCCGCCGGAGUGCUCUACCCGUCUGCCACUUCAAGUGUCCAUGAAGAUCAUUUGGCACUGUUCCAGUUUGUGGGUAGAAUCUUGGCCAAGGCAGUGUAUGAGGGCAUUGUUGUUGAUGUCCAGUUAGCGCCUGUUCUACUUGCUGCGAUGCUAGGUGGACGUCGUCUUUGUGCCUUCGAUGAACUAUCUCAGCUUGAUCCCGAACUUUACCGCAAUCUAACCUUUGUGAAGAAAUACGACGGUGACGUUAGCGAUCUGUCCCUAACAUUUAGCAUCGAUGAGGAUUUCAUGGGCAAGAUAAAUACUGUGGAUCUGGUUCCUGGUGGCAGAACGAUUCAGGUUACUAAUGAGAACAAAAUCGAUUAUGUGCAUCGAAUGGCACAUCAUCGGGUGUUCUCGCAAACAAAACAGCAAUGUCGGGCGUUUGUUUCUGGUGCACAAUCCGUUUUGAAUCCCGCGUGGCUCUUCCUUUUUGCUCCAUAUGAGUUGCAGUUUAUUAUAAUUCGAGCAAUGUCCGUUGUUAAGUUCGUUACGAGUUGCUCACGUCCACCUUUGCUCGGUUUUUCCUACCUCGAGCCUCCAUUUUCGAUACGAUGUGUAGAAGUUUCUGAUGAUCAGGAUCAAGGCGAUACCUUAGGAAGCGUUGUACGAGGAUUUCUAGCGCUCAAGAAAAGUCAGUCGUCAUCACGUCUGCCAACUGCCUCGACUUGCUUUAACCUGCUGAAAUUACCGAACUACAACAAGAAGUCAGUGCUGCUAUCGAAACUUCGCUACGCAAUUCAUUCAGAAACCGGUUUUGAGCUUAGCUAA
This is a messenger RNA of Cooperia oncophora, 1149 nucleotides long. The record is from the annotation of a GenBank genome assembly. Lineage: Eukaryota; Metazoa; Nematoda; Chromadorea; Rhabditida; Trichostrongylidae.